AUGAGUAUCCCAAAUGUUACUAUUGGGAAACAAAUCAACUACGGGAAUAAGUAUAGGUUUACUUUCUUCAAUGAUUCAUACUUCCAGCUCAUCUUUUAUCACGAUGUCAGAUCUGGAAAUUAUUAUUUUAACAAAGUAAAUGUAAAACGCUAUUUCGGACAAUACACAUACAGCUUAUUAUCCGAUCUUGAAGCAGAAUCAUUGUAUAAAACAGACAACAAAUACGAAUUUAUACUUCAUUAUCCAGAAUUAGGUCUUGAUGAGUUCAAUUGGUGGCGUCAAAGCCUAUCACCAACAAUUCAAACAGAAGAUAAUUUACAAAAUGAAACUGGUACUCCACUAGUUCUUGGCUAUGAAAACAUAAGUGUCAAAUUUACUACGAACAACUGGGGUGGAUUAAGUUUAUCCAAAAGAGAAAAUGAAUCGUAUAUCAAUGGGGACGUCAGCCCUGGAUUUUGGUUUUAUUCGAUCGGUAAUUAUGGUAUUGAAAAAGGAAUUCCGGGACCUACUCCAACUUAUUUAAAACAAGUUGCUCUUUAUGUGAAAAUUACUAGCUUAGACAUGAUCAGGUGUAUUUCAUGUAGAUUUUGUCGAAAUUUUUUCUUAAAUUUCCCUGAAUUUUUAUGUGUUAUCAUAGUUUUAUAA
Molecule: messenger RNA, 645 nt
Organism: Trichomonas vaginalis G3
Lineage: Eukaryota; Parabasalia; Trichomonadida; Trichomonadidae
Product: leucine-rich repeat extensin-like protein family
Exons: 1
Coding region: 1-645 (214 amino acids)
Source: RefSeq, a predicted model, not a curated record